CCAAAGAGACACAGCUCUCUCUCUCUCUCUCUCUCUCUCUCUCUCUCACGCGCGCGCACACACAGACAAGUACACAGCCAUUUCAAACUUGCACGCAAAGCUCUAGACCAGCCUCCAAGAGCAAAAGCAGCGCAACCCUCUCUCUCUCUCUCUCUCUCUCUCUCUCUCUCUGUGUGUGAUAAAGUUUUGAAAGAAUCCAAUAGCAAUGGCAGCGCUACUCCUGGCCUCUGCUUCUGCUUCAAUUGUUACAUUAUCAUCACCGUCAUCACCGACCAAUAAAGCCCUCAAGACCACCGCCCUUCCCUUCAUCUCCACCAAUAAUACCCCAAGCCUCUCUUCAAGAAAAUCACCCAGUAGAAAUCUUUCUCUUCCACGUGUAGCUGCUCCUCCAGCUACACCAACGUCUUAUGAGAAUCAAGAAGAAGAAGAAGAAGAAGUUGUGGAUGAGCACGGUGAGGAAAGCUCGUCUAGUUCCAAGUUCUCUUGGAGGGAUCACUGGUACCCUGUUUCGUUGAUUGAAGAUUUGGACCCUCGCUUCCCAACCCCAUUUCAGCUUCUGGGUAGAGAUCUCGUGCUCUGGUUCGACAGGGCUACCCGUGAAUGGGUUGCUCUCGACGACAAAUGCCCCCACCGCCUCGCCCCUUUAUCUGAAGGGCGGAUUGAUGAAGGCGGCAACUUGCAGUGUUCAUACCACGGUUGGUCAUUUGAUGGGCGCGGAUCUUGUGUUAGAAUCCCUCAGGCUUCACCCGAAGGUCCUGAAGCUCGUGCUCUUCAGUCUCCGAGAGCGUGCGCUACAAGGCUUCCUACAAUGCAGUCUCAAGGCCUGCUCUUUGUUUGGCCGGAUAAGAAUGGCUUGGAAAGAGCUCGUGCUACCAAGCCUCCCAGGCUGCCAGAUGACUUUGAUAAACCUGAGUUUUCAUCAGUGACGAUUCAGCGGGAUCUGUUCUAUGGCUAUGAUACCCUCAUGGAGAAUGUCUCUGAUCCUUCCCACAUUGAUUUUGCUCAUCACAAGGUUACAGGAAGGAGAGAUAGAGCCAAGCCUUUGCCUUUUAAGUUAGAGUCUAGUGGUCACUGGGGCUUUGCUGGAGCGAAUGAUGGGAACCCACGGAUCACUGCUGAGUUUAUUGCACCUUGUUAUUAUAUCAAUAAAAUAGAAAUAGACACAAAGCUUCCUAUAGUUGGUGAUCAAAGAUGGAUAAUAUGGAUUUGUUCCUUCAAUGUGCCAAUGGCACCUGGGAAGACCCGAUCUAUUGUUUGUAGUGCUAGAAACUUCUUCCAGUUCACGAUGCCGGGGCCUGCCUGGUGGCAGGUGGUUCCUAGAUGGCAUGAGCAUUGGACUUCAAAUAAGGUGUACGAUGGUGACAUGAUUGUCCUUCAGGGUCAAGAGAAGGUCUUUCUUUCAAAGACAAUGGAGGGUUCUUCUGAUGUUAAUAAGCAGUAUACAAACAUCACAUUUACACCUACCCAAGCAGAUUGCUUUGUCUUGGCAUUUCGAAAUUGGCUGAGACGACACGGCAACAGCCAGCCUGAGUGGUUUGGCAUGAGCAACCAACAACCUAUACCAUCAACAGUUCUAUCAAAACGUCAGAUGUUGGAUAGAUUCGAGCAGCACACUCUCAAGUGUUCGUCGUGUAGAAGAGCUUAUACAUCAUUCCAGGCAUUGCAGAAGUUUCUAAUUGGUGCAACGGUGCUUUUCUGUGCGACAGUCGGGAUUCCUUCCGAUAUAAAAUUACGGAUUUUCUUGGCCGGGCUUGCACUUGUUAGUGCUGGCUUGGCUUUUGCUUCGCACGAACUACAAAAGAACUUUGUGUUCGUCGAUUAUGUACACGCUGAAAUUGAUUAGAAAGAAAGAAAGAUGAUGCUCGGGCAGAGUCUGAAACUGUUUGCUAAUACACAUUUAUAGGCAUUAGAAACUACUUUUGAAUCAAUCUUUGUCCAAACGUUGAGAAUUUAAACAGAUUAUAUGCCCAAAUUGUACAGAGAACUUAUAUAUAGUUCAAGUUCAUAGGUAUUAUAUUAUACAUUGAUGCAUCAAUCUCAAGAUUUCUGAUUGGACCUCAAACAUGUUAAAAGUUAGUUGGCAGUUGGGCAAGCUAGGAUGUGGUAGCACUUAUAUUGGUCAUAUCAUAUAUUCCACAUGCAAAAGAUCUUUAUUGA
Alnus glutinosa is the source of this 2157-nucleotide messenger RNA. Its product is annotated as pheophorbide a oxygenase, chloroplastic. The coding region runs from base 206 to 1843 and encodes 545 amino acids. Gene Ontology annotation, cellular component: chloroplast thylakoid. The transcript has 7 exons. Gene Ontology annotation, molecular function: pheophorbide a oxygenase activity; chlorophyllide a oxygenase activity; 2 iron, 2 sulfur cluster binding. NCBI's taxonomy places the organism in Eukaryota, Viridiplantae, Streptophyta, Magnoliopsida, Fagales, Betulaceae. The record is from RefSeq and is a predicted model, not a curated record.